AUGUCGACUCCUGCGCUACCACUACUCACAAAAUGGCCCUGCGCGGACACCUGCAUAACCGCAUAUGAUGGAUUUUGCGAACGCUUCACAUUUACAAAUAUCUGGCCAGCGACGGCACAAUGCCUUCUAAGCACUUGCAAUGAAAAAGAUCGCAUCGCACUUCAAAAGUCCGUAGCAGGAUAUUGCGAUGCUGUUGGAUAUCCUGAUGUUUGGGGUCCAUACAUGUGGGGGGCCACGGACGAAGACGCUCCUUCGAAAACCACAUCUGUGAAAAGCGCAUCGGUCGAAUCAACGUCGUCAUCCACUCCAACCGUAUCCACGAGCCCGAUAUCUUCAGCAGCUCCUGUUCCUGUCCCUCCGGCCACUGUCACAAUCAUCAACAACGCAGCUGCGACAACUUUUGCAGAACCAACAACCACCACGACAAAUUUGCCUUCCGAAUCGCAAGGUCCAUCUUCCGGCUUACCUACUGCUGCUAAGGCCGGCAUCGCGGCCGGAAUAGUCUUUCUUGCCGUCCUGAUUCUACUCGGUUGGUUCUUAUUUCGUUGGCGAAAGAGGAAGAACGAGCCGAAUUUCCCUGAGGGUCCAGACCAUAGCCCAACCCCAAGUCCCAAAGUCAAAGAUUUCGAAGAAGCGCCCGUCAUUAGUUAUUCCAUCGAAGGCGGCAUGCUAACACGAAAGGAAAAACCGAACCUGUCUAUUAGAGUCAUAACUUAA
This is a messenger RNA of Orbilia oligospora ATCC 24927, 717 nucleotides long. RefSeq lists its product as uncharacterized. The coding region runs from base 1 to 717 and encodes 238 amino acids. The transcript is spliced from 3 exons. NCBI's taxonomy places the organism in Eukaryota, Fungi, Ascomycota, Orbiliomycetes, Orbiliales, Orbiliaceae. The record is from RefSeq and is a predicted model, not a curated record.